AUGAUGUCUGUGGGAACAUUCCGAGCAACCUACCUGGUUGCGUUGAGCUGCAUUGGAUCCUUCCUCUUCGCCUACGAUACCGGAAUCGUCGGCGGUGUUCUCACCCUCGAAUCCUUCACCCGAGACUUAAGCGUGUCUUCUCACGAUUCAGCGAAUGUCAGCUCACUUUCGGCCAGUCUGCUUCAAGCGGGAGCUUUCUUCUCGUGCUUCUUCGUCUGGCCCAUCACGGCAAGAUACGGUCGUCGACUCGCCAUUGUGCUCGCCGCUCUCAUUUUCGAUGUCGGUGCCAUUCUUCAGCUCUUCCCCAACGGUGGUGUCGCUACCUGGUAUGCUGGCCGUGUCAUUGCGGGCGUGGGCAUCGGCAUCGCCACUGUCAUAGUCCCCCUCUAUACGGCCGAAAUGGCCCCAAAGAGCAUUCGUGGUCAGCUAGGUAGCAUGUUCCAGUUCUUCUUCACCCUUGGCGUUAUGACAUCCUACUGGGUCGACUACGGCGUGUCUAAGAUGUCGUCUUCGACCAAGCAGUGGCGCAUCCCGGUGGGCUUGCAGCUCAUUCCAGGCGGCGCCCUUUGUAUGGGUAUGCUGCUUGUCAAGGAGUCCACCAGAUGGCUGGCCAAGAAGGGCCGUCACGACGAAGCCAUGGCCUCCCUUAUUUGGGUCCGUGGAGGCGAUUCCCCCGAGACCCACGAAGAAAUGGCCGAGAUUCUGGCUGGUAUUCGAGAGGAAGAGCUUCAAACCGAGGGACUUACGUGGAAGGAGUAUUUGCUUCCUGCCAACCGCUUUCGCCUGUUCGUUGUCAUCACUCUGCAAAUCGGUGUGCAACUCACUGGCAACACUUCUCUCGCGUACUUCUCGCCUCAGGUGUUCAAGUCCGUCGGUGCCGGAAGCAAUGCCCUCUUCUUCAGUGGCUUCUUCGGCGUUGCCAAGGUCAUUGCAUGCUUCGUAUUCUUGUCUUUCUUGGUCGAGAGAAUUGGCCGCAAGGGAGCCCUGGCCGUCGGAGCCGCUCUGAUGGGUGCCUUAUUCCUCAUAGUGGCUGUCUUGACAGUCAUCCACCCGCCUAAUCCCAAUGGAGGCCUCAGCAGCACGUCUGUUGCUUCUCUUGUCAUGAUCUAUCUCGAAGCCAUGGUGUACAAUAUGUCCUGGGGUCCGGUGCCUUGGCUCUACACGGCUGAGAUUUUCCCCAACCGUAUUCGCGAAGGUGGCGUGGCCAUGGGUACGGCCACACAGUGGUUGUUCAAUUUUGUCUUCUCCCAGAUUACGCCUCAUGCCGUCAACAACCUCAAAUGGAGGACAUUUUUGAUGUUUGCUAUCUUCAACUGGGCACUUGUGGUAUACGUAUGGUUCUUCAUCAAAGAGACUAAGGGCAGGUCUCUCGAAGAGAUGGAGCUCAUCUUCAACGCCCGGCAUACUCAGCUUGACCUUGAAGAGGCCUACCACAAGACUGGCCAGACUGUCAAACACGUCGAGAAUGAGGAAGUCAAGGACAAUGCUGGUAAAAAAGCUUGA
Penicillium argentinense is the source of this 1503-nucleotide messenger RNA. RefSeq names its product sugar porter family MFS transporter. Bases 1 to 1503 code for a protein of 500 amino acids. Gene Ontology annotation, molecular function: carbohydrate:proton symporter activity. Gene Ontology annotation, biological process: carbohydrate transport; transmembrane transport. The transcript is spliced from 8 exons. The record is from RefSeq and is a predicted model, not a curated record. Gene Ontology annotation, cellular component: membrane. NCBI's taxonomy places the organism in Eukaryota, Fungi, Ascomycota, Eurotiomycetes, Eurotiales, Aspergillaceae.